ACCGUCCAAUGGGACAAAGAGUGGAGGAAAAAAGUCAGGCAGUCACUGCGCGCGGAGCAACACGUUUCCACUGGACGUGAAAGUUUUCACCGUGGAGUUCGUGUUCCGGACGAUUUCAGUCAUAGCAAAUUAUGUGUUAUUCUAAAUCUUAACUUUGUGCAGACAUUCGCCAGAGAGACGUUUUAGCUCAAGUUGAGGCGCUUGAACCUUGACAAUGGAGACUAGUGGGAGCUCGGCUACCUUCUUGACACUGCUGCUGUCCUCCUGCCUGGUCUCAGUGUCUGCUCAGUACCAAGGAGAUCAUGGGAUAGCCGUGCCCGAUCACGGAUUCUGUCAGCCGAUCACUAUUCCGCUUUGCACAGACAUUGCCUACAACCAAACCAUCAUGCCAAACCUGGUCGGUCACUACAACCAAGAUGACGCUGGCUUAGAGGUCCACCAGUUUUAUCCGCUUGUCAAGGUACAGUGUUCUCCAGAGCUCAAGUUUUUCCUCUGUUCCAUGUAUGCGCCUGUCUGCACCGUUUUGGAAAAAGCCAUUCCUCCUUGUCGGUCUAUAUGUGAAAGAGCUAAGCACGGCUGUGAGGCGCUCAUGAACAAGUUCGGGUUUCAGUGGCCGGAGCGCCUGAGGUGUGAGAACUUCCCCGUGUUGGGAGACGGUCAAAUAUGUGUUGGGCAGAAUGAAUCGGCGGCCACCGUGGCACCCGCACACGUGCCCGCAGCAGGCACUCCUGGGGUCCAUUUAUAUUCCACGCCAGAUAGGCCGUUCCGUUGCCCGCCAACCCUCAAGGUCCCGUCCUACCUUAACUACAAGUUCCUCGGGGAGAUAGACUGCGGCGCUCCGUGCGAGUCAUCCAGGACUCAUGGAGCCUACAUGUUCUUCACCGACCAGGAGAUUGAAUUUGCUCGUGUUUGGAUUCUAGUUUGGUCAUGCCUGUGCUGUGCAUCCACACUGUUUACUGUGACUACAUAUCUAGUGGACAUGCAGCGUUUUAAGUACCCCGAGCGCCCCAUCAUUUUCCUGUCCGGCUGCUACACCAUGGUGUCCAUCGCAUACAUUACUGGCUAUUUCCUGGGAGACAAAGUGGCAUGCAACGGGAGCUUCGAAGGCAGCUAUAAAACAAUAGUCCAAGGCACGAAAAGGGAGGGCUGCACCAUCCUCUUCAUGAUGCUGUAUUUCUUCAGCAUGGCAUCCUCCAUAUGGUGGGUUGUUCUGUCCUUGACCUGGUUCCUUGCUGCAGGGAUGAAGUGGGGACAUGAGGCCAUUGAGGCCAACUCGCAGUACUUCCACUUGGCGGCUUGGGCUGUGCCGGCGGUGAAAACCAUCAGCAUCCUGGCCAUGGGGCAGAUCGAUGGCGAUGUUCUGAGUGGUGUUUGCUUCGUAGGCUUGAGCAACGUUGACCCUCUGCGUGGCUUCGUCCUGGCUCCAUUGUUCAUCUACCUCUUCAUCGGCACGUCCUUCCUGCUGGCAGGUUUCGUCUCCCUGUUCCGCAUCCGUACCAUCAUGAAGCAUGACGGAACCAAGACGGAAAAGCUGGAGCGUCUUAUGGUGCGCAUCGGCAUCUUCUCUGUGCUCUACACGGUGCCGGCCACCAUCGUCAUUGCUUGCUUCUUCUACGAGCAGGCCUUCCGUGGGCACUGGGAACGCAGCUGGAUCAGCACACACUGCAAGACCUUGGCUAUCCCGUGUCCCAUGCAGCCCACGCCACGCAUGAGCCCCGACUUCACUGUCUACAUGAUCAAAUACCUCAUGACCCUCAUCGUGGGCAUCACCUCUGGCUUCUGGAUCUGGUCUGGGAAAACGCUGCACUCGUGGAGGAAGUUCUACACGCGCCUGACCAGCGGACAACACGGCGAGACCACGGUGUAGAGAAAAGGAUUCCAGACCCUUCUACAUACACACGCAAGGACACAGCAAGGAAAUGUUACUUUCUUGUUUUUUUUGGAGACAUUAAUGACUGAAUGCCUUUUUUACUCACAAAGACUGAUUGUGAAACUCGUAUGUCUGUGCUUAUCAUCAGUAUUGGUCAUUAGUGACAUUUGCUGUUGAAUAUCGUAUGUCGUUUAUAAGACAUUUGGGGAAUGAGGAGAUUAGAAGUGUUGUUUUUUUAUUGCUGUUGUUUUGUCUUGUUAUUUUGUGCUGCAAAUGGACAAACUAAAUGAAAAGCCAAAUGAGAACUUUCCCAAGGAUUGCCCAAAAGGAAAAAAACAAACGUGGCCAUUUCCGUGCCACGUGCCGAGACACUCCCUCACUCGUCCUCGCCUCUCUUUACACUCCUUGCUCUUUCUUCUCAACUCCUAGAGUAAGAUCAAGAUGCCAGCUGGGAAUCCGGCAAGUGGUAGACGAAGGGAGGUGAGCCGUGGUGAAGGAGGAGGAGCAGGAGGAGGAGAACACCUUUUGGACGUGGAAUUCUUUCUCGCAGUAAACUGUGUUUAAGAUGUGCCUUAAAGCACUGUAAAUAAUAUUUGUACAAAAUAUAUAUAUGAAUAUAAUUAUAUAUUUGUAUUUAAA
Messenger RNA from Pangasianodon hypophthalmus (striped catfish), 2509 nucleotides. RefSeq names its product frizzled class receptor 2 (gene fzd2). NCBI's taxonomy places the organism in Eukaryota, Metazoa, Chordata, Actinopteri, Siluriformes, Pangasiidae. The coding region runs from base 215 to 1867 and encodes 550 amino acids. The record is from RefSeq and is a predicted model, not a curated record. Gene Ontology annotation, cellular component: plasma membrane. The transcript has a single exon. Gene Ontology annotation, biological process: non-canonical Wnt signaling pathway; canonical Wnt signaling pathway. Gene Ontology annotation, molecular function: Wnt-protein binding; Wnt receptor activity.